GCAGCACAUAGACAGUAAAAGCUCAUAGCAAUCUCUUACCUCAUAUCCGUGCGACGCAUGUGGCUGAUGCUGAUGGUUUGAAGCCGAGACAUGUGUAACAUUGUGAUCCUGUUUUCAUGUUAGCUGAUUCCUGGAAGAUGACAAGGCACCUUACAUUCUACUGCGUCUGGAACCUGCAACUCUGUCCGAGAAGUAACCACUUCUAGAAGAACAUCUUCUCCCUAAAAGCAGUGAGAUGGCUCGGCCACUGUUUGGAGGAGCCUUGUCAGCCACUUUCCCGCCCAGUGCUCAAGAUAUCAGUGAGCUACGGGAGAUCCCAGACAACCAGGAGGUGUUUGCUCAUCGGGACACUGACCAGAGCAUCAUAGUUGAACUGCUGGAGUACCAGAGCCAAGUGGAAAAUGAAGAUGCAGCAAAGUAUCACUUUGAAGAUGUGGCGGGAAGCAACAAAGCCUCUGAGCCAGGGACCUGUGAGGUGCGGUCGGUCCAGGCCAUCCCCAAAGCAGAGCUGUCGCUGCAGCAGUGCGCUUCCGCCUGGCUCCUGACGGGGGGGCAGCUUGUCUCGAAAUUCAACGAGGAAGCGAAAAACACAGUGAAUAUCCACAUGUGCCUCUUUCGGCUUCCUCAGUUCUCCACAGAUGUCCUUGUAACCUUCAAUGAUCCAGUUAUCAUCAACCCUCUCAGCAGCAGUAAAGGUGCCAGUGGAGUGGCUGGGCCGGCUGCAGAGCCCUGGACAGUGCAGGACUUCCAGUGUGUGAUGACGUCCUUACAGCUGCUCGACCCUGGAGUAUUUGGAUAGCUUAUCGGGCUGGACGCAAAGCCAAAUGUUAUGUAAAGACUUUUAGGUGUUACUGUGAAGUGGAUGUCCUAUCAAAGAUUGAUCUAGAAUUAGGGAAAAUUAAACAAAGGAUGACUGAGGUGUUAUUCAAAUAUAUUUAGUUUCCUGAAGAAUUUUAUAUUCAACAGUGACACUGUGUGUCAGUUUGAGACAGAUUAAUUAAUGAACACUAUUAAAAGUGUUGCAUAGUUCCUUCUUCCGUCUGCCUGGUUAAAGAAUGCAAGUCAAUGACAUUCACACAGGGGUGUUUUCUAACUUACACAAGUUUGUCCACAAUAAACGGCACUGUACCUUG
This is a messenger RNA of Alosa sapidissima (American shad), 1133 nucleotides long. RefSeq names its product RAN guanine nucleotide release factor (gene rangrf). The transcript has 6 exons. Gene Ontology annotation, molecular function: transmembrane transporter binding; guanyl-nucleotide exchange factor activity; small GTPase binding. Gene Ontology annotation, cellular component: nucleus. The record is from RefSeq and is a predicted model, not a curated record. Bases 236 to 799 code for a protein of 187 amino acids. Gene Ontology annotation, biological process: regulation of sodium ion transmembrane transporter activity; heart contraction; regulation of membrane depolarization. NCBI's taxonomy places the organism in Eukaryota, Metazoa, Chordata, Actinopteri, Clupeiformes, Clupeidae.